This is a messenger RNA of Portunus trituberculatus (swimming crab), 1321 nucleotides long. RefSeq lists its product as uncharacterized. Bases 192 to 848 code for a protein of 218 amino acids. The record is from RefSeq and is a predicted model, not a curated record. The transcript is spliced from 5 exons. NCBI's taxonomy places the organism in Eukaryota, Metazoa, Arthropoda, Malacostraca, Decapoda, Portunidae.
AGAUUGGUGAAGCUUGUCUUUAAACUCUCCUCCCAUUGGCUUAUUUCCCGGCGGUGAUCUGUGAGUUAGUGAGGCAUCGCGCGCUGGGGCUACUGAUUUCCGCGGCAGCGUGAGGGGAUGGUGGUGUAACAGGCACUGUGGCUGACCAGCUGGCUCUGAAUUACAGUGGAGAGAACAGUGCCGUCAGGAAGAUGAAAAAGCCUCAACUGCAUGGAUUUCACGGGCGACGAUCUGCUCUCUUGUCACCAGCCAGCCGAGCCAUGGGUCUACUGUGCUUGCUCUCCGUCUUUGUAGUCGCCACUUCAAUCACUACUUCCCUCCUCGAUAGUUCCCUCCUGCCGCUCACCGCUGAGGAGAAGUCGUUUUGCGGUAAGAAGUUGACGGUGGCGGCGUGCAAGAUGAAGAUGGGUUUGUGCGGGCCGCUGGACACUCUUCUGGCCCCGCUCAUGGGCACCCCGCAGGCCAUCCUCUCCUGCGCCAACACCUCGGCCAUCCCUCUCAAGGCGGAUUUUUAUUCCUAUCUCGGAAAGGCCAUGAUGAAGGGAGCUGUUGGCCUGACACUCCCGAAGAAGCCCACUGGUGAACCCCUCGUUGACCUCGCCAUCAGGAAGUGCAUUCUGAGUAGCACAGGUUUGCUUGGUGACGACCUGCAGCUGAACCGAACAACCAUCGCGGCGCAACUGGCCAGCGUGUCGCCCCCGAGUCUAGCUGCAGCAGUGGGACUUGCCGUGAACACCUGCCCUGAGCCACUGGAGCUGAAGAUGGAGGAAUAUAUCAAGUGUCUGAAGAAGUCCUGCAUGGCGAGUAUCCCUGACCCGACACCUUCGCCCGCUGUAGGCUUUUCCUAGGCAGGUGGAAGUGCGUAUAACAGCCCAAGUAGCAAAGCUGUGGUGGGAGUGUUGAAAUAGUAAAGGGAGAGCCAUCUAAUUAGUUUCUUUGUCACUAUUUCCAGAUUGAAAUCACACACACACACACAUACAGACUUUGGUCAGUUUGGGUCAGCCUAUGUAUGCCUCCCUACUCAGUCUGCCCUAGCUUACGUCUCUUUGCUCUUCAUUACAUGUAAUCACAUGAGUAACACGUGCGCGCACUCAUGCACAUGUGUAUAUAUGAUUUUCUUUAGUUUUCAAUCCUGUUCGGUUUAUCUAACAAUAAAGUGGAUUUAUUUUUGCGUUCCGCCGUUCGUUCCCUUCCAAGUCCAUUUUUGAUUCUCCAUUCGUUGAAAAAAUAUGUUCAUAUCUUUCAUAUUAAGGAAGACACUGCCUUUGUAAAGCUAUGUAAGAUUGGUGAGGAACGCACAAUAAAUAGAAAAUGAUGUUAA